AUGUGGGGAGUAUCCUACUGGGUCUUUCCCGUCAUCUCCGGCUUCUGCUGGCUGGGCAUGUUGAUGGGCCUCCUAAUCCACUGGACAAGCACCGGGAAACCACACUAUGCAUCAAUGGACGCCUCACAGAGCAUUGCCUACAUCUCGGACGUGGGAGCCCAAUCCCUCAAACCACUCUUCAUCGCCGGAUCCUGUGUCACAACCAUCUUCCUCGACCUGUCUUUCCUGUCUGAACGGUGGCUAAGGCACCGUGGCCGUCUGGCGAAAAACCAGACGUUGACGGAGAAGGUGCUGAGCUGGCUGUCGAUGUUCUUUGCGCUUAUUGGGACUUGUGGGUUGAUUCUGCUGAGUAUCUUUGAUACGUUGAGACAUCCUACGCUGCAUGAUAUUUUCCUGUUGUUGUUCAUUGGGGGAUAUGUCAUCAGCGCCGUGUUCGUUUGCUGGGAAUACCAACGUCUGGGGAUAAAAUACCGCGAACACCGCAUCCUCCGCUCAUCAUUCUGGAUCAAGCUCUCCUUCAUCCUCCUCGAAGUAGUCCUCGCCAUUGCUUUCGGCACCUGCAAUUUCACAAACAAGUACAACGCGGCAGCCGUCUUGGAAUGGACCAUCGCAUUCAUCUUCACAUUCUACGUCUUCUCGUUCUUCAUCGACCUUCUACCUGCCGUCCAGACCAAGCAUGACAGCAAGAAGUUUGGUGGCGGCGGCGGAGAGACGCAGAUGCAGAUGGAGCAGAAUGAUGAGGCAAGUCGCGCGGAGGGCGGACGUAAUGGGUAUUAUAAUAAUGACGGGGUGCCGGAGGGGAGGAAUACGGUGGAAAGCCAGAGGACUCUGGGUGGUAACGAUGUGAGGACUGUGAAUGGGGUCAAGUAUGAGGAUGGAGGGGUCCCUGUUGCGAGUAACUUCUAA
Molecule: messenger RNA, 906 nt
Organism: Cadophora gregata
Lineage: Eukaryota; Fungi; Ascomycota; Leotiomycetes; Helotiales; Ploettnerulaceae
Exons: 2
Coding region: 1-906 (301 amino acids)
Cellular component (GO): plasma membrane
Source: RefSeq, a predicted model, not a curated record